GACCUCAUGGAGUCAUGGGCCCUGACAUAUAAAGUUCCAAAGGCUCGUGAGGGCAACGAAGAGAGAAGCCAUUACCGAGCCGACCGCGAGGGGAGAGAUAAGAGAGGGGCAGAGGAGAGAGAAACCCUUAGUCUCCAGCCGCCUCGCCUGAUCGCCGCCUCCGCCUGAUCGCCUCCGCGCAGCGCGAGUAGUGAGGAAGAAAGCCCUAGGGGGUUCGUGCCGCGGACGGAGGCGCCGGCGCCUGUGGAAGGCCACGAGAUCUCGCGGCGGCGCCGCCCGCCGGGUGGUGUGUUGGGGGUGCGGCGCUGGUGGUGCUCGGUGAGUUCGCUCGAUCACCUCGCCGCGGAGCGUCCGCUCGAGGUGCCCCGCCCCUCGAAUCGAGGGUUCUGGUAGGGGGGGGGGGGGGGGGGAGGGGUCGCCUUCUGCUCCCCGGUCACCGCGGAAUAAGCUAGCCCCCCUCUCCUCCUGCCUCGGGGGGUUAGGGUUAGGCUUUUUCUCCCGGAAUUGCGAGAGGAAUUCCGCGGCCAAGGCGGCGCAUUGCUAGCGAGAGGAGGAGAAGGAGGAGUCAGCAGCGCGGCUCCGACACGGCCGCCAGCAAUGAUGGGGAAGACGCAUAUGUUCUCUAAGGGCCACCCGCUCGGCUUCGUGCCCGACUACCGGCACAGGGUGGAGGCAAUGGGGGAGUUCAAGCGGCUCGGGAGCCCCGUGAGGGUCGACUCGGGGAGCUACUGCCCGCCGCCCAAGAGGAAGUGCGUCAGCGUGAAUUCUGAGGAGAGGGAAUGCGCCUCCGGGUUCAGCUUGACCCGCGUGCCCCGGGAGGUGUUCUCACUGCCCAGUAUGACUGCUCUAGACAAGAAGGACGUGGAGAUGAGGCUCCACCAUGAGCUUGCGCAGGUGAAGGACCUCCAGAUUAGACUGUUUUCAGGAGGGCAUAAUGUUGGGAGCAUGAAUGGUGCGACGGUCGCGUCAGCUCCCGGAAGCGAUAUGCUGCCCAAGAAAAAAGCCGAGAAGCUCAGGCGAAGCAAUUCAGUGCAGACGGAUAGGGGAGCUCCACCACCUAUGGCCACAGCUGUCGCCCCACCUGUUUCCAGCUCUAUUAACUACACGUCCUCGUUUAAACAAUGUGCCAACCUUCUCAAGUCCCUUAUGAGCCAUGUAUGGGCAAGCCCGUUUCUUGUUCCAGUUGACAUUGUGAAGUUGAACAUCCCUGACUACUUUCAAAUAGUCAAGCAGCCCAUGGAUUUGGGUACGAUCCAGAAAAGGAUGAAGGCAGGCAUGUACUCUACACCUCCGGAAUUUGCUGCAGAUGUGAGGCUCACUUUCAGCAACGCUAUGAACUAUAACCCAGCUAACAAUGAUGUUCAUUUAAUGGCCAAAACUUUGAGCAAGAACUUUGAGAGCCGAUGGAAGCUUAUUGAGAAGAAGCUCCCUAAACCAGAUGAGAAGCCUCCUCAGCCAGAUGAGAAGCCUCCUCAACCAGUUGAGAAGCCUCCUGUGAGGAAGCCCACAAAAAAGAAUUCAACUAAGAGAGUUUCCAUUGAGAAAGAAGACCUCACUAAGAAAAAACCCUCAAAGAAAAGUGUACCUAAGCAGUACAUCUUUCGGGGAGAAGAUUCAGCUGACAGUCCAGUUCUGCAACCAAAGAAAAGGAAAACCUCUCCUUUGGUACAAGAUGCUCCUUUGGUAGGGGAUAUUGUUCCAACCAGAAAGAGAAUAAUGACGAGUGAGCAAAAAUAUGAUUUAAGUGCAAGAUUACAGUCAUAUGGUGCAUUCAUUCCAGAUCAUGUAGUUGAGCUCAUAAGGAGUCACGCUGACUAUUGCGACGCCAACGAAGAGGAAUUAGAGCUUGAUAUGGAUGCUCUAGGUGAUGAUACACUUUUUGAAUUACUGAGGCUACUUGAUGACUAUGACAGAGUUAACCCAUCAAGAAACCUUACAGAACAGGAUCCUCAUGAGGUUAAGUCUCGAAGUCAAUAUGAACUCAUCAAUGCGUCAGUGUGUAACGAGGAAGUAAAUGAGCUCUUUGACGAGGACGUUGAUAUUGGGGAGAAUGACCCUCCAGUUUUGACUUUUCCUCCUUUGGUACUUGAAGAUGAAACAGCAGACAGAAGCCGCAAACAUAGUGCAUCUAGCAGUUCUAGUAGUGACUCAGAAUCAUCCUCUAGUGGCUCAGGUUCUAGUAGCUCUUCUGGAAGUGAUACAGAUGCCAAAGCUGCUCAACAAAACAGCGUGUCAAAGGAAAAAAUUCUACCUGUGGAUGGCCUGGGUCAUGAAAAGGAUUCACUGGACACAUUAAAUUUACCAGAGCAAAGUACAGACCCUGUCUCUGUUUCUGCUUAUGGUGAGGGGGGGUAUGUAUCUGAGAAGGUCUCCCCUGAGAAGCAAAUCCGAGCUGCCCUUCUGAGAAGCCGCUUUGCUGAUACGAUUCUGAAGGCUCGCGAAAAGGCUCUUGAUCAGACUACCAAAAAGGAUCCUGAGAAGCUUCGACGCGAGAGGGAGGAACUUGAGAGGUUACAAAGACAAGAGAGAGCUCGGUUGCAAGCUGAGGCUAAAGCUGCAGAGGAUGCCUGCAAGAGGGCUGAAGAAGCAGCAGCUGCUGAGGCUGCUGCAGAAGCUAAACGACAAAGAGAUAUUGAGAGAGAAGCAGCUCGGAAAGCUUUGCAAGAGAUGGAGAGAACUGUUGACAUCAACGGAGGGAGUCACUUUCUGAAAGACCUUGAAAUGCUUAGAGGUAUCACAUGCGAAGAGAUGCCCAACUUGGUUGGUGAAGGGAGCCCUGGGUUUCAACUGGGAAGCAGCAACGCCCUAGCAAAGCUCGGGCUGUACAUGAAAGAUGACGAAGAUGACGAGGAGGGCGAUUUGGCAGAUGCACCAGUGGUGGUUGAUAUCGAAGAGGGAGAAAUAGAUUAAGCGUGCUUCUUCUGGACCAUUUUUUAUACGCGACAGGAGACCUGUGGGCAUCACUGAUCUGCAUAGCUUUUCUUUGGCAUACAAAGCGACCUGACGAAAAGAUCGCCUCGCACCAGACCUGGAGGUCUGGUAUUCGUUUUUGUAACUGCCCAAGUUUUGGAGCCAAGUCACUAGGUUCGUCGAGCUUAUCGUUUGGAUUGAGAAUCUCUGGACUUCUGAUAUCCACUUUCGAUAAGGACUUGUUCGGUUAAGAGGUGAUCGAAGGAGAUUGGAGAGGGGAUUGGAGAGGAUUAAAUCCCUUUCUAGUCAAUUGAACAGAGGUAGCAACUGAAUAAGCCCUAAAAUGGAAUGGCGAGUUUACUGCAUAUAUGAUGAGGCCAUAAAAGCGGAUGAAAAGGGAGGAGAAGGCACAAGGAGUGAUAUAUAUGAUGAGGCCAUAAAUUCGGAUGAAAUGGGAGAAGAGAUGGGGUAGUGGGGAGAAGGCACAAGGAGUGAUGGUGAUGGCUCUUGAGCUGGUGCCAGCCGUUUUUGAGGGGUAGUUUUAGAGCCAUUUCCGUGUCGUGAAUGUAAUAUCGGAAACUGUACAAAAGUUAGCUAGUUAGACGAUGGAAAUCAUUCUUUCCUUCAAUUUAUGCAGUGCCUGUUCUUAUGAGACGUUGCACAUUUCUCGUAUUGCUAUGGGAUCCUGUUGCGUAGUAGUAUUGUUUUGGCACAGAAAUUUUGGUAUGUAGCUUGUCAUGUA
Zea mays is the source of this 3652-nucleotide messenger RNA. RefSeq names its product transcription factor GTE9. The transcript has 10 exons. The record is from RefSeq and is a predicted model, not a curated record. Gene Ontology annotation, molecular function: protein binding. NCBI's taxonomy places the organism in Eukaryota, Viridiplantae, Streptophyta, Magnoliopsida, Poales, Poaceae. Bases 598 to 2910 code for a protein of 770 amino acids.